AGCUUAGCCCGCGGGAGCCCGCCGGGCUCGCAGCCCGUUCCCGCCCGCAGGCGGGCGCAUGUGCAGGAGCAGCUUCCCCCAGCCCGCCCCGGUCCCGGCGGGUUCCGCUGCGGCCGCCAUGGCGCGAGGAGACGCCCCGCGGGACAGCUACCACCUGGUCGGGAUCAGCUUCUUUAUCCUGGGGCUGGGCACCCUCCUUCCCUGGAACUUCUUCAUCACCGCCAUCCCGUACUUCCAGGGGCGGCUGGCGGGGGCCAACGGCACAGCCGGGGCCCUGAGCACCAACCACACGGGCCCCACAGACGCCUUCAACUUCAACAACUGGGUGACACUGCUGUCACAGCUGCCUCUGCUGCUCUUCACCCUCCUCAACUCCUUCCUGUACCAGUGCAUCCCGGAGGCCGUUAGGAUCCUGGGCAGCCUGCUGGCCAUGCUGCUGCUCUUCGCUCUCACGGCCGCGCUGGUCAAGGUGGACGUGAGCCCUGGGCCCUUCUUCUCCAUCACCAUGGCCUCCGUCUGGUUCAUCAACUCUUUCUGCGCAGUUCUGCAGGGCAGCCUCUUCGGGCAGCUGGGCACCAUGCCGUCCACGUACAACACCCUCUUCCUCAGCGGCCAGGGCCUGGCCGGGAUCUUUGCUGCCCUUGCCAUGCUCACGUCCAUGGCCAGUGGUGUGGAUGCCCAGACCUCCGCCCUGGGGUACUUCCUCACGCCCUGCGUGGGCAUCGUCCUGUCCAUCGUGUGCUACCUGAGCCUGCCGCACCUGGAGUUUGCCCGCUACUACCUGGCCAAGAAACCAUCGCAGGCCCCGACCCAAGAGCUGGAGACCAAAGCCGAGCUCCUCCAGUGUGAUGAGAAGAACGGGGUUCCCAGCAGCCCCCAGAAGGCGGCCCUGACCUCGGAUGUUGACCCUGAGAAGGAGCCGGAGCUGGAGCCUGCGGAGCCCAGGGAUCCGGGAAAACCCUCGGUCUUCGUGGUCUUCCGGAAGAUCUGGCUGACGGCGCUGUGCCUUGUGUUGGUCUUCACAGUCACCCUGUCGGUCUUCCCCGCCAUCACUGCCAUGGUGACCAGCUCCACCAGCCCCGGGAAGUGGACCUUCUCCCUCCCAGGUGAGUUCUUCAACCCCAUCUGCUGCUUCCUCCUCUUCAACGUCAUGGACUGGCUGGGGCGGAGCCUGACCUCCUACUUCCUAUGGCCCGUGGAGAACAGCCGGCUGCUGCCCCUGCUGGUCUGCCUGCGCUUCCUCUUCGUGCCUCUCUUCAUGCUGUGCCAUGUGCCCCAGCGUGCCCGGCUGCCCAUCCUCUUCCCCCAGGACGCCUACUUCAUCAUUUUCAUGCUCCUCUUCGCCGUCUCCAACGGCUACCUGGUGUCCCUCACCAUGUGCCUGGCACCCAGGCAGGUGCUGGCGCAUGAGAGGGAGGUGGCCGGCGCCCUCAUGACCUUCUUCCUGGCCCUCGGACUCUCCUGCGGGGCCUCCCUCUCCUUCCUCUUCAAGGCCCUGCUCUGAAGCCCCCUGUGGAGCUGAGACCACCCAGCCCCUGGGGAAUGACAAGCCGGGCUCAGGCUGUGCCGGGAGGGCCGGGAGCUGCUCACCGGGGGUGCUCCGAGGUCAAGUUCACCGAGGGUCACUCGCACCCAGGAACGGAUCGGGCCUUGUAGAAGACCCACUCAACGGAGCAGGGACAAGAGAGUGCAACCGACCGUGGCGCUGCCCACCGUGAGACUGCAUGUCAGUGCCAAGGGGGCCUUGCCCACAUGGGCCCUGCCCUGGGCUCAGAGUCGGAGGUGGGGCCGGGCAGGUGCUCCUCCCUCCAGGCCUCAGCCGGCCCCAAGAUCAAGUCUCUCCAAGCUGGGGGCAAAGGAUGCUGGGAGAGUGGAGGGGGAGCAGGUGCUGAGGCUCCGAGGGUGCUCUGUGGACUGGGGCCUGCGCCUCCAGCUGCCCGUUGCCAACGCUCACUCUCCCUGGGUCUGGCUCUGGGCACCGUGUCAGCCUGCACGUGGGCACCUCACUUUACAGCUGGCCAGUGUCUGCACACCCCACUCUCCGUGCAGCCUCCCCGAGGCCGGGGAGGGAGCAGAGCAAGACCGUCGUGCAGGCGGGAAAUCAGGUCCAGAGGGGAGGACUGCACCCCAGCCCCCACCUCCUGCAGGUGCUGUUCUGCCUGCCCCCUGCCCGCUCCUCUUCCUCGGGGGCUCAGGGCUGGGGCCCCACGCACUGCCCCACCUUUCUGCUCCUGGAUCUGUUAACAGCCACGUUUGUUUGUA
Messenger RNA from Oryctolagus cuniculus (rabbit), 2262 nucleotides. It is a transcript of the gene SLC29A2, whose product is annotated as solute carrier family 29 member 2. Gene Ontology annotation, molecular function: nucleoside transmembrane transporter activity. Gene Ontology annotation, cellular component: basolateral plasma membrane; plasma membrane. The record is from RefSeq and is a predicted model, not a curated record. NCBI's taxonomy places the organism in Eukaryota, Metazoa, Chordata, Mammalia, Lagomorpha, Leporidae. Gene Ontology annotation, biological process: uridine transmembrane transport; adenine transport; thymine transport.